Messenger RNA from Limulus polyphemus (Atlantic horseshoe crab), 1137 nucleotides. RefSeq lists its product as uncharacterized. The coding region runs from base 138 to 830 and encodes 230 amino acids. The record is from RefSeq and is a predicted model, not a curated record. Lineage: Eukaryota; Metazoa; Arthropoda; Merostomata; Xiphosura; Limulidae. The transcript has 5 exons.
UAAGUGAAGAAACCAGUUUUGUUGUCGAGACAUAAAUAGCGCUUAGUUAUACUUAUAGAAGUUAGUCUAGUGUUACCAGCAUCUACAAAACUACUUCGAUGUCAGAGUGAUUUUUGACACUUUACAAAUAGUUUGUCAUGACCAUUAGUCUGUACAUCUUGGAAAUAAUAUUGAUAGCUGUAGCACCGUACCGUCUCCACGCGCUGAGUUGUCACUUGAAUGAACUGGACAUCUGUGUUGCUACCUUGUUCUUCAGCCAGAAGGAAGGAUUUGCUGAGACCGAAAACGAACUUAACAGACAAUGUUCAUUCAUUCAGGAGACCCAGCAGUGCCUUAAGAAUUAUACACAACUCUGCAUGACAUCUGUCCAAAGAGAUCUACUGGAUUUUGUUGGUGAAGGAACGGAUCUACUGGUCAAAGAAUACUGUUCUAACGGAACCGAUAUCAGAAGAAGAUAUCUUGAGAAAUCGUCUUGUCUCAAUGAAGCUACGAAAAAUCUCAGUCUCUGUUUAAAUGACUUACAGGUUGGAUUAGAUACGAUCGGGGUAGCUACCUUUGACAAACGUGUUCCGACAACUUGCUGUACAUACCAACGGUACCUGGAGUGUGUCGGUAAAACAGUUGAAGACCAAUGUGGAGAAGAAGCUGUUAAGUUUCUUCAGGAACUCUUGAGAAUUGCUGUGUGUCACCUUCCUGAUGUCAUCUGUACCGGUUAUGGACCCCAGAAUAAGGAAUGCGUGAAACUCCUACCACCAUCAGGAACAGAACCAAAGGGUAGCAGAACGAAGUCUGUGUUGUCACGUCUCUUCUACUACUUCAAAUACGACUGAAAUGUCACCUUACAGAAGGAAACAAAAAUAGUGCGUUAAGAUUAAGUUCUUCAGAGGAUAUUCAGAUCAUAUAGUUCGAACUCCUAUUAAUGCAGAGUUCGGUGUCGAACACUAAUGGACGGUUCACGAAGCUAUGUAUGCAGUAUUAUUAAUCACACGAAUCGAAUUCUUUUUCUUUCUUUUUUUUGAGAGAGACAUUUCAGAUGUUCUAUAGUUUGAUAAAAAGUUAGCUAAACAUAUUUGAUAUGAUGUAUUCUGUAGCUUAAAUGCAUGUGACAUUCUGAUUAAAGCCGCACAUCUGAGGAUA